Molecule: messenger RNA, 3644 nt
Organism: Hyla sarda
Lineage: Eukaryota; Metazoa; Chordata; Amphibia; Anura; Hylidae
Gene: DVL3
Product: dishevelled segment polarity protein 3
Exons: 15
Coding region: 466-2601 (711 amino acids)
Biological process (GO): canonical Wnt signaling pathway; intracellular signal transduction
Cellular component (GO): cytosol
Molecular function (GO): frizzled binding
Source: RefSeq, a predicted model, not a curated record
GGCCGGCGUCUACAGCUUGCCUCUGCCGCCCAUGCGCAAGAAGCAGCUGGGGUUAGAGUCUUCUACGCAUGCUCAGUUUUCAAGAGACGGACACCGAGUGACAGAAACAGACCGAAAGACCGGCCGGGAACUGUCCCCGAAGGAGUAAACGCAGCCCCGUGUGCCCGUGCAGGGCGCCUCAGAGUCCGGGGAGUGUGACUGAAGCGUGUUGUUGUCGGGAGAGUCAGGCUGGAUAGCUCAGUGUGGGGCAAGGGCUGACAGGCCACACACACCAAAGUGUUUAUUAGUGUCCCCCACCCCCUCCUGCCUGCCGGCCCCGCAGCCUUCUCCUGACAUCUCCGCCGUGCACCCGGACACUCAGCGGCUCCCUAUGGCCUCCCGUGAAUGACAGCUAUUGGGGCUGGGCCCCUCCUUACACCCGGAUAGCGUCCUCUGGUCCUGAGCUGCUCACCCAGCCGGAUCACCAUGGGGGAGACCAAGGUUAUUUACCAUCUGGAUGAGCAGGAGACCCCGUAUCUAGUGAAGCUGCCGGUGCCCUCUGACCGGGUCACCCUCGGGGAUUUCAAGGGGGUGCUCAACAAGCCCAACUACAAGUUCUUCUUCAAGUCUAUGGAUGAUGACUUCGGGGUGGUGAAAGAAGAAAUUUCAGAUGACAAUGCAAAGCUGCCUUGUUUCAAUGGGAGAGUUGUAUGCUGGCUUGUCUCCGCAGAUGGUUCACAGUCUGAUGCAGGCUCAGUGUGUGCUGACAGUCAUUCCGAUUUGCCUCCUCCAAUUGAGCGGACAGGAGGCAUUGGAGACUCCCGUCCACCAUCUUUUCAUCCAAACACUCGAGGCAGCCAAGAAAACCUGGACAAUGACACAGAGACUGAUUCUGUCGUAUCAGCCCAACGAGAAAGACCAAGGAGAAAGGAGACAUCAGAACAUGCUCCCAGACUUAAUGGCACUUCAAAGCUGGAGAGGCGCAAAGAUACAGGAGGGUAUGAAAGCUCUUCCACCCUGAUGAGCAGUGAGCUGGACUCAACUAGCUUCUUUGAUUCUGAUGAGGAUGAUUCUACGAGCAGGUUCAGCAAUUCCACUGAGCAAAGCAGCGCAUCUCGUCUAAUGAGGAGGCAUAAGAGACGCCGAAGAAAACCAAAAGCCCCUCGCAUUGAGCGGUCCUCUUCAUUCAGCAGCAUAACAGAUUCUACCAUGUCUCUGAAUAUAAUCACAGUCACCUUAAAUAUGGAAAAAUACAACUUCUUGGGCAUCAGCAUUGUUGGACAAAGUAAUGAGCGUGGGGAUGGAGGUAUAUACAUUGGGUCCAUCAUGAAAGGAGGAGCAGUGGCUGCUGAUGGCAGAAUUGAACCAGGCGAUAUGUUACUGCAGGUCAAUGACAUAAAUUUUGAAAACAUGACCAACGAUGAUGCUGUAAGAGUCCUUAGGGAAAUUGUGCACAAGCCAGGGCCUAUUACUCUUACUGUCGCCAAGUGCUGGGAUCCCUCUCCUCGUGGUUGCUUUACUUUACCUAGAAGUGAACCAGUCAGGCCUAUUGACCCAGCAGCUUGGGUUUCUCACACAGCAGCAAUGACUGGCACCUACCCAGUCUAUGGCAUGAGUCCAUCUAUGAGUACAAUAACGUCAACCAGCUCCUCCAUAACCAGUUCCAUACCUGAAACUGAACGCUUCGAUGACUUUCAUCUGUCCAUACAUAGUGACAUGGUAACAAUUGUGAAAGCAAUGAGCUCGCCAGAAUCCGGUUUGGAGGUGCGGGAUAGGAUGUGGCUUAAAAUUACCAUUCCCAAUGCUUUUAUUGGCUCUGAUGUUGUAGACUGGCUCUAUAACCAUGUGGAGGGCUUCACAGAUCGCCGGGAAGCAAGGAAAUAUGCCAGCAAUCUUCUGAAAGCAGGAUACAUCCGUCACACAGUCAAUAAAAUAACUUUCUCUGAGCAGUGUUACUACAUUUUUGGAGAUCUUUGUGGCAACAUGGCAAAUCUCUCCCUAAAUGACCAUGACGGUUCCAGUGGGACAUCAGAUCAAGACACAUUGGCUCCACUUCCACAUCCCGGAGCUGCCCCCUGGCCUAUGGCUUUUCAGUAUCAAUACACAUUGCCUCAUCCUUACAGCCCACACCCAGGAUUUCCAGAGCCUGGUUAUAGCUAUGGAGGUGGCAGUGCUGGCAGUCAGCACAGUGAAGGAAGUAGAAGUAGUGGCUCCAACCGCAGCAGUACAGAAAAAAGGAAAGACAGAGACCCUAAGACCGGUGACUCAAAAUCUGGAGGGAGUGGAAGUGAAUCUGACCACACUACACGGAGCAGUCUACGAAGAGACAGAGCAGCAAGUGAACGCUCAGUACCAGCAAGUGAACACAGCCACAGGAGCCACCACUCCAUAGCACACAGCAUCCGGAGCCACCAUACACACCAGUCUUAUGGUCCUCCGGGAGUGCCACCUUUAUAUGGUCCUCCAAUGAUGAUGAUGCCAGCCCCACCCCCAGUCAUGGGCCCCCCAGGGGCCCCACCAGGACGUGAUUUAGCCUCCGUCCCACCUGAACUCACCGCUAGUAGACAGUCCUUCCGCAUGGCUAUGGGCAAUCCCAGUGAGUUCUUUGUGGAUGUUAUGUGAGCAAAAUUUACAUCGAUGGUCCUUUUUUUUUUUUUUUGUUUAGCAAGUUUUGUUCUCAAAAUUUUCUAAUUAUUAUUUACAUCCUGAUACUAAGUACAUAAAUGGAGAAGCCAGCACGAUUCCGCUGAGAUGCAUGUGUGAUGUUCGCACGGACCCUCACACUUGCCACUAAUCCAUGCACCUAAUCUGUCAGAUUCUGCUCCAGACUGUGUGUUUGAGCAGAGGGAGGAGGCUGACCACAUUAUUGCCUGGUUGCUUGGCUUUUAUAACAGAUUGAUUUUAACAAAUUAAUAUUGCAUCCGUUUAAAACAAACAAAAAAAUGCCAGUAAUGGAAUGGAUUUACUCUUGUUUUGCUUUUGUUCCCUUUACAACUGUGUUUCUUUUAUUAAGCAGCCAAGAAUUCGGGGGUCUUUGACUUUCUCUGAGCAAGUUGCCAGUGAAAGUGCAUGAUCCUCAGUCGGAGGGUAUCCCUUCCUUGAACAUAUCAUGACGUCAUUGUAUAGAUGAAGAGAAUCCAUUGCCACAGGAAGAUUUUGGUCUUUAAGUAGAAGACGACUGAUUGGAGUGGAGCACCACAAGCCUUACAUAUUCAUAAACCACAAUGAACAUGACUAUUUUGCCUUUGGAGUGCCAUGAUUUUUCUUAUCCCAUGUAUAAACUGAUGUACAUCAAACCUCAUACUCUCAUAUCUACUCUUGCAAAGAAUUCAACCAUUAUUGCUCCCUUUUCUAAAGGUACCUAUUUUUCAAGAGUAGUAGGGAUCUUAUAGUACAUCAUCUUGUUUUGUCUGUACUCCUCUCCUGUCAGGGAGGCCUGCUAUAUUUUUCCCCAUAUUUUAUUUUUGUGUUGCAGUAUAUUGCACAUCAUUGCACAUGCAGUUGCUAUGUGCAAGUAUUCUUUGAUCACCUUUUAACCCAUAUAUGGUGCUAUUACAAUAUGAAAAAAACUCUAAACAAAAUGUGAUUAUGUGUGUGUGUAUGUAUGUGUAUAUAUAUAUAUAUAUAUAUAUAUAUAUAUAUAUAUAUAUAUAUAUAUACACACA